Westerdykella ornata is the source of this 6843-nucleotide messenger RNA. RefSeq names its product acetyl-CoA carboxylase. NCBI's taxonomy places the organism in Eukaryota, Fungi, Ascomycota, Dothideomycetes, Pleosporales, Sporormiaceae. The transcript is spliced from 5 exons. Gene Ontology annotation, biological process: fatty acid biosynthetic process. Gene Ontology annotation, molecular function: acetyl-CoA carboxylase activity; metal ion binding; ATP binding. The coding region runs from base 1 to 6843 and encodes 2280 amino acids. The record is from RefSeq and is a predicted model, not a curated record.
AUGGCCAUCGAGGCAGACACAAUGGCUGGCGCUCAGAAUGGCCAGACGAAUGGCGUUACCAACGGCGACGUCGCUGCAAAGUACAAGCUGCCCUCACACUUCAUUGGCGGCUCCCACCUCGACGUUGCCCAGCCCAGCAAGGUGAAGGACUUCGUGGCAGCGCAUGAGGGCCACACCGUCAUUACCAAGGUACUCAUUGCGAAUAACGGCAUUGCUGCUGUCAAGGAAAUCCGGUCGGUGCGGAAAUGGGCCUACGAACAGUUUGGCGAUGAGCGGGCGAUUCAAUUUACCGUCAUGGCCACGCCCGACGACCUCCAGGCUAAUGCCGAGUACAUUCGCAUGGCCGACGAGUAUGUCGAGGUCCCUGGAGGCUCGAACAACAACAACUAUGCCAAUGUCGAGCUCAUUGUCGACGUUGCUGAACGCAUGGACGUCCACGCCGUGUGGGCAGGCUGGGGCCACGCUUCCGAAAACCCAAGGCUUCCCGAAUCGCUCGCCGCGUCUCCCAAAAAGAUUGUCUUCAUCGGUCCUCCGGGUUCGGCCAUGCGAUCUCUGGGUGACAAGAUCUCCUCCACAAUCGUUGCACAACACGCCAAAGUACCCUGUAUCCCGUGGUCCGGCGAAGGCGUCGACGAGGUUAGGGUCGAUGAAAGUGGCAUCGUUACCGUCGAUCCGGAAGUCUACGACCGGGGCUGUGUUCACUCGCCUGAAGAGGGCCUGGCGGCGGCCAAGCGGAUUGGUUUCCCCGUCAUGGUUAAGGCCUCCGAAGGUGGUGGAGGCAAGGGUAUCAGACGGGUGGAUAAGGAAGAGGAUUUCGACCGUCUAUACCGCGCGGCAGCGGCUGAAAUUCCUGGAUCUCCCAUCUUCAUCAUGAAGCUUGCUGGCGAAGCCAGACAUCUGGAAGUCCAGCUUCUGGCGGAUCAGUAUGGCAACAACAUCUCGCUAUUCGGACGUGACUGCUCGGUCCAGCGACGGCACCAGAAGAUCAUUGAGGAGGCCCCCGUCACUGUGGCGAGCCCAACGACUUUCCGGGAGAUGGAGAAGGCCGCCGUGUCCCUCGGAAAGCUCGUAGGUUACGUUAGCGCCGGCACCGUCGAGUAUCUCUACUCUCACAAGGACGACAAGUUCUACUUCCUGGAGCUCAACCCCCGUCUCCAGGUCGAGCAUCCCACGACCGAGAUGGUUACUGGUGUCAACCUCCCUGCCGCUCAGCUCCAGAUUGCCAUGGGUUUGCCCCUGCACCGGAUUAGGGAUAUCCGAUUGCUCUAUGGUGCCGACCCUCACACGGCUACCCCCAUAGACUUUGACUUCUCCAAGGAGGGAAGCUCGCUGAAUCAGAGACGGCCCCUUCCCAAGGGCCACACGACUGCUUGCCGUAUCACAUCCGAGGAUCCCGAUGAGGGUUUCAAGCCCUCUGGCGGCACCAUGCACGAUCUCAACUUCAGGAGUAGCUCAAACGUCUGGGGUUACUUCUCGGUGGGUUCUGCAGGUGGGAUCCACAGCUUCUCUGAUUCGCAGUUUGGCCACAUUUUCGCUUAUGGCGAGAACAGACAAGCGUCGCGGAAACAUAUGGUUGUUGCCCUCAAGGAAAUGAGCAUUCGCGGAGAUUUCAAGACGACCGUCGAGUACCUCAUUAAACUGCUGGAGACGCCCGACUUCGAGGAGAACAAGAUCACGACAGGCUGGCUCGAUGAGCUCAUUUCGAAGAAGUUGACCGCCGAGCGACCGGAGCAAGAUAUCGCCGUGGUCUGCGGUGCUGUUACCAAGGCUCAUGUGCAGAGCGAAAAGGUCUUUGCUGAGUACCGAAACAGCUUGGAGAAGGGCCAGGUUCCGGCCAAGGAUGUUCUCAAGACCGUGUUUGAGGUCGAUUUCAUCUACGAGGGGCAACGGUUCAAGUUCACCGUUACACGGACCAGCUAUGAUACCUAUUUGCUAUUCCUCAACGGAACAAGGUGCUCGGUUGGCGUGAGAGCUCUGGCAGAUGGAGGUCUUCUAAUUCUGCUUGGCGGCAAGUCCCACAAUGUCUAUUGGAAGGACGAGGUCGGUGCCACUCGGGUUUCCAUUGAUGGCAAGACUUGCUUGCUAGAGCAGGAGAACGAUCCCACCCAGCUUCGAACACCCAGUCCGGGUAAGUUGGUGAGGUUCACCGUGGAGAAUGGAGCCCACAUCAAACAGGGGGAGUCGUUUGCCGAAGUCGAAGUCAUGAAGAUGUACAUGCAAUUGACGGCCCAGGAAGACGGCGUUGUAAACUUCAUCAAGCAGCCAGGAGCCACCCUGGAGGCUGGCGAUAUCCUGGGAAUACUUGCUCUGGACGAUCCAUCCAGGGUCAAGUCGGCUACGCCGUACACCGGCCGCCUUCCUGACUACGGCCCACCUCAGAUCAUGGGAACCAAGCCACCGCAGCGGUUCGCUUACCUCUACAAUAUCCUCCAGAAUAUCCUCAUGGGCUUCGACAAUCAACCAAUCAUGUUGGACACGCUCAAGGAGCUGGUAGAGGUCCUUCGCAACCCGGAACUUCCUUACGGAGAGUGGGCCGCUCAGACAUCGGCGCUGCACGCUCGCAUUCCGCAGAGGCUCGACAGCCUUCUGACGCAAAUCGUGGAAAAGUCCCAUCAGAGGCAUCAAGAAUUCCCCGCGAAGCAGUUGAGCAAGGCUUUCCAGCGGUUCUUGGACGAGAACAUGUCCAGGAGCGAGGCGGAAUCCCUGAAGGUGUCCGCGGCACCCAUGAUUGAUGUCAUGAACCGCUACUCGGAAGGACUGAAAGCCCAUGAGUAUUCGGUGAUGAUCAAGAUCUUGGAAGGCUACUGGGAGGUGGAGAAGCUCUUCUCCUCACGCAAUUCUCGCGACGAGGAGGUGAUUCUCAGGCUCCGUGACGAGAACCGCGAGAACAUCCAGAAGGUGCUUCAGAUUGUUCUGUCGCAUGUAAAGGUCAGCGGGAAGAACAAUCUUAUCCUCGCCAUCUUGGACCGCUAUCGGCCCAACAACCCCGGCUUCGAAGAUGUGGCCAAGUACUUCAAGCCCGCGCUGCAGAAAUUGACCGACCUCGAAUCCAGGCAGACAGCCAAGGUCUCUCUCAAGGCGCGCGAGGUGCGUAUCCAGUGCGCGAUGCCAUCACUCGCGGAGCGCAGUAGCCAGAUGGAACUCAUCCUCCGCCAAUCCGUUAUGAACGCUACAUAUGGAGAAAGCGGCAGUGAGCCGGGUGCGCCCAAAUUCGACGUAAUCAAGGAGGUGGUCGAUUCACGGUACACUGUUUUCGAUGUGUUGCCGCAGUUCUUCAUUCACCCGGAACCUUGGGUUGCUAUGGCCGCCUUGGAAGUCUACACCAGACGAGCAUAUCGUGCGUACCAGAUCACGGAUAUCCACCAUCAUGUGAGCCCCGACGGAUACUUCCUUUCGUGGGACUUCUGUUUGCGCAGGGUUCUCGACCACGAAUUCGGCCUUUCCAUCGAGUCCGCCGCACCUUCCACUCCUGGCACUCCUGCAACUGACCGGCCGCCUCGGAUUCAUUCCAUCAGUGAUAUGAGUUAUUUGCAGUCUCGUAUCGAGGGCGAGCCUACGCGAAAGGGUGUCGUUGUCCCCGCGCCGUACAUCGAUGAUGUCGAAAACGUUCUGCCGAUGGCUUUGGAGACAUUCCCCGCUGUCAGCAAGAAUAAGAGCGGCCUGACCCUCAAGGAGAGCUUGCACAACCAGCGUACCCCAGCCCCUGCAAUCAAGUCUCAGGAUGAGCUCACCGGAGUGCUCAACAUUGCGAUCCGCGACGCCGAGAGCUUAGAUGACAAGGAGAUUAUCGACAAGGUCGUAGAAAUUGUCCAGAAGAACAAGGAGGAGUUCAUCGCCCGUCGUAUUCGCCGUGUAACUUUCAUCUGCGGGCAUAAGGAUGGAACUUACCCUGGUUACUAUACCUUCCGAGGUCCUACCUAUACUGAAGAUGAGAGUAUCCGUCACGUUGAACCCGCCCUGGCCUUCCAGCUUGAGCUUAACAGGCUUUCUAAAUUCCACAUCAAGCCCGUCUUCACUGAGAAUCGUAAUAUCCAUAUCUACGAGGCUGUCGGUAAGGGUGCAGAGAGCGAUAAGCGCUACUUCUUGAGGGCCGUGGUUCGGCACGGUCGUCUCAGCGAGAAUAUCCCUACAGCACAAUACAUGAUCUCUGAGACGGACAGGUUGAUGACGGAUAUCCUGGAUGCUCUCGAGAUUGUUGGCACCAACCAGGCCGACAUGAACCACAUCUUCAUCAACUUCUCGCAUGUGUUCCCCCUCAAGCCCCAGCAGGUCCAGGAGGCGAUCUAUGGUUUCCUGGAGCGGUUCGGUCGGCGACUGUGGCGCCUUCGCGUUACCGGUGCCGAAAUCCGAAUCAUCAUCAACGACCAGAACCAGAAUCCCAGCAGGACCUAUCCUCUGCGCGUCGUGAUCCAGAACACCUCUGGCUACGUUAUCAAUGUUGACAUGUACGAAGAGCGCAAGUCUGAGAAGGCUGGCAAGUGGAUCUUCCACGACAUUGGCAGCAACAAGAAGACUGGUCCUCUCCAUCUGCAGCCGGUGUCCACACCAUAUCCUACCAAGGGCGCGCUCCAGCCAAAAAGAUACAAGGCGCACCUCAUGGGUACUCAAUAUGUCUACGACUUUCCGGAGCUUUUCCGCCAGGCUAUCGAGAACAGCUGGAACGCUGCAUCGGCAAAGAAUCCACAAGUGCGCAGCAAGCAGCCUCCAAAGGGCGAGUGCAUCGAAUACUCGGAGCUUGUCCUGGAUGAUAACGACAACAUCGUCGAAAUCAAUCGUGAACCUGGCUCCAACAGCAUUGGCAUGGUAGGAUGGGUUGUCAGAGCAAAGACGCCAGAAUAUGACGCUGGGCGCUCUUUCGUCAUCAUCGCCAACGACAUCACGUUCAAGAUCGGAUCGUUCGGACCUCAGGAGGACAAAUUCUUCCAGAAGUGCUCCGAGUAUGCUCGUGAGCGGGGUAUUCCUCGCAUCUACCUUUCUGCCAACUCCGGUGCGAGAAUAGGCCUUGCUGAAGAACUCAUUCCCCACUUCUCGGUUGCCUGGAAGGAUCCCGAGAAGCCCGAGUCUGGCUUUGAUUACCUCUACCUUACUCCCGAAAAGUACAGGCACUUCGUCGACGGCAAGCGCGAGGAUGUUAUCUGCGAGAAAAUCAACGACGGUGGCGAGGAAAGAUACAAGAUCACCACUAUUGUUGGCGCGGAGGAUGGUCUGGGCGUUGAGUCCCUGCGUGGCUCUGGCUUGAUUGCUGGUGAGACGUCACGCGCUUAUGAGGAUAUCUUCACCAUCACCUUGGUCACUUGCAGAUCUGUUGGUAUCGGUGCGUACCUUGUUCGUCUUGGACAACGUGCGAUUCAGAUCGAGGGCCAGCCCAUCAUCCUCACUGGUGCUCCUGCUAUCAACAAGUUGCUCGGCCGCGAGGUGUACACCAGUAACUUGCAACUCGGCGGUACGCAGAUCAUGUACAGGAACGGCGUCUCACACAUGACUGCGGAAGACGACUUUGAGGGUGUUUCCAAGAUCGUAAAGUGGCUGUCGUAUGUCCCUAACAAGAAGGGCGCUCCGGUUCCUAUUUCGCCUGUUACCGACGAUUGGGACCGCGAUGUCACCUUUUACCCUCCUGCCAAGUCCGGCUACGACGUCAGGCAUCUCAUUGCCGGCAAGCAGGACGAGGAGGGCUUCCAGUCCGGUCUGUUCGACGAAGGAUCCUUCGAGGAGGCGCUUGGCGGUUGGGCGAAGACGGUCGUGGUCGGCCGUGCUCGUCUGGGUGGCAUCCCUGUCGGUGUCAUUGGUGUUGAAACCCGACAGGUCGACAAUGUUACGCCCGCCGACCCCGCCAACCCAAGCUCCACCGAGCAGAUUACAUCUGAGGCUGGUGGUGUGUGGUAUCCCAACUCUGCUUUCAAGACUGCUCAAGCUAUCAACGACUUCAACCAUGGCGAGCAGCUUCCGCUGAUGAUCCUAGCCAACUGGCGUGGUUUCUCUGGUGGCCAGCGGGACAUGUACAACGAGGUGCUCAAGUAUGGUUCGUACAUUGUCGAUGCCUUGGUGGCCUAUGAACAACCCGUCUUCGUCUACAUUCCGCCGCUGGGUGAGCUUCGUGGUGGAUCAUGGGUCGUCGUUGAUCCCACGAUCAACCCUCAAGUCAUGGAGAUGUACGCGGACGAGGAUGCUCGCGGCGGUGUGCUCGAGCCAGAGGGCAUUGUGGGCAUCAAGUUCAGGAAGGACCGACAGCUUGAAACUAUGGCUCGCUUGGACCCAACAUAUGGUGAGCUGAAGCGCCGGCUGAACGACCCGUCGACGCCCCAGGACCAGCUUCAAGGUCUCAAGAAGCAGAUGACGGAGCGCGAACACCGACUCCUCCCUAUCUACGGCCAGAUUGCGCUCCAGUUUGCUGACCUGCACGAUCGGGCUGGCCGUAUGCAAGCCAAGGGUACAAUUCGCAGGUCCCUGCGCUGGCAGAAUGCCCGUCGCUUCUUCUACUGGCGUCUCCGCCGUCGCCUCAACGAGGAGUCGCUGCUCAAGUUGAUAGCGGCUGCGGCCAAUCCCUCUGUCGCCAGCCCCGCCAAGGACCCCCUUAUUCGUGCGAAGGGUCUCGAGGCAUUGAAGGCUUGGUGUGGCCUUCCUCAGUUUGAGAACGAUGACCAGAGUGUUGCGAAAUGGUACGAGGAGAAUCGCGAGCGGGUCAAGGAGCAGGUUGAGAAGAUCAGGCAGCAACGGGUUGCGGACCAAGUCGCGAGUUUGAUCCACGACAAUGGUGCGGCUGGCUGGAGAGGCGUGACCAACCUGCUAUCGACGCUCCCAACCAGUGAGAAGGAGGAGGUUUUGCGCAUGUUGCGCCAGGCGUAG